Caenorhabditis briggsae is the source of this 1137-nucleotide messenger RNA. RefSeq names its product Protein CBR-GRL-17 (gene Cbr-grl-17). Lineage: Eukaryota; Metazoa; Nematoda; Chromadorea; Rhabditida; Rhabditidae. Bases 1 to 1137 code for a protein of 378 amino acids. The transcript has 4 exons. The record is from RefSeq and is a predicted model, not a curated record.
AUGAUGCUCCGACUGUUAAUUCUAUCAGUGUCUGGAUUGACACUUUGCCACGCCAUCUUCUUCGGAAUGGGUGGAGGUGGCGGUGGUGGGUGCUGUUGUGGAUGUGGAACACCUCAACCACCAAGUUGCGGAUGCGCUCCAGCGUGUCCACAAGCGCCAGCGUGUCCUGUCUGCCCACCGCCACAACCUUGUCCAGCUCCACCAGCAGCGUAUUGUCCCCAAGUACAACCAGUUUAUGUUGGUGGCGGAGGAGGUGGAUGUGAAGGUGGCUGUGUAGGAGGCAGUGGUGGUGGUGGCUAUGCUUCAGGUGGAAGUGGAAGCAGUGGAGGAGGUUACGGUAGAGCUCCAGUAUCUCUUCCAGCUCCAUCAGCCGGAUAUUCUGGACCACCACCACCAAUCCCAUCUAGUGGAAGUGGAUAUUCUAGCAGUAGCAGCAGUGGUUUCUCUGGUGGAAGUAGCAGUAGUGGUGGAGGAUAUUCAAGUGGAGGAAGCAGUGGAGGUAGUGGAUACUCUAGUGGUGGAAGCUCGGGCGGUGGAUACGGUGCUGCUGCUGCCGGAGCCACUGCAGCACAAGUUGAUGAAGCUACGGAGUCAGAUGGAGAACCACCAGCCGAUCAGGUAUUCCACUCGCCAAAGGAACCAUGCACUCAAACUGUCAAAUAUAUCAUGCUUCGAAGCAGAAAAGUACCAGGAACAGAGACUACCGAGUUGGUAGAGGAGGAGUUGGAACAAGUGGCGAAUCCAACCCACGUGGAAGCUACAGCAAACCCAUUGGAUACUCAACUUGGAGAGGAGAUCGCUGCACAGGAACAAGCAGCAACCGGAAAUUCAGAAGAUACCGAAGAUGCUGAGUCAGCUAGUUCGGGAGAGUUCAAGGCGAGAGCUGCUAAAACUGCAGUGACAGAUGAGAAGUGUAAUAGUAAAAUACUUCAAAAGCUUGUUUUAUCGAACAUUGCUACAAAUGACGCUCUAGCUUCAAAGAAGGCGAUCCAUGAAAACGCUCUUCAACAAUUCCCAGACAGUAGCGUCGACGUAAUCUGCUCCACUACCGGAUUCACGUAUCUCGUCAGCACAACAGAACAUUGCGAAGCCCAAAAAGACGGUGUUAUCUGUUUCGUGUACAAGCGUCCUUUGUAA